This is a messenger RNA of Rattus rattus (black rat), 2254 nucleotides long. It is a transcript of the gene Hoxd3, whose product is annotated as homeobox D3. Gene Ontology annotation, molecular function: RNA polymerase II cis-regulatory region sequence-specific DNA binding; DNA-binding transcription factor activity, RNA polymerase II-specific. NCBI's taxonomy places the organism in Eukaryota, Metazoa, Chordata, Mammalia, Rodentia, Muridae. The transcript is spliced from 3 exons. The coding region runs from base 110 to 1408 and encodes 432 amino acids. Gene Ontology annotation, cellular component: nucleus. The record is from RefSeq and is a predicted model, not a curated record. Gene Ontology annotation, biological process: regulation of transcription by RNA polymerase II.
CUGCUGUCACCUCACUGGGCUCUAAGGUUACCUGGAGCUUGGAAACUGGCCCAGCUCUCUCAAGAUUAGCAGACACUGGCCUUGGUGGAGAAGGAGACAGUGGUAGUCAAUGUUAUUUGAGCAGGGUCAGCAGGCCCUGGAGCUUCCUGAGUGCACCAUGCAGAAGGCUGCAUACUAUGAGAACCCAGGACUCUUUGGAGGCUAUGGAUACAGCAAAGCCACUGAUGCAUAUGGCUAUAGCACUCCUCAUCAACCCUACCCACCCCCUGCUGCUGCCAACUCCCUGGACAGUGAUUACCCAAGUUCUGCCUGCUCCAUCCAGAGUUCUGCACCUCUUCGAGCCCCAGCCCACAAAGGAGCGGAACUCAACGGUAGCUGCAUGCGGCCUGGCACUGGGAACAGCCAGGGUGGGGGUGGAGGCAACCAACCUCCUGGCCUGAACUCAGAGCAGCAGCCACCGCAACCUCCCCCUCCACCACCCACCCUGCCCCCAUCCUCACCCACCAAUCCCGGAAGCGGAGUGCCUGCCAAGAAGACCAAGGGUGGGCCCAAUGCUUCUAGCUCUUCGUCUACCAUCAGCAAGCAGAUCUUCCCCUGGAUGAAGGAAUCCCGACAGAACUCAAAGCAGAAGAACAGCUGUGCCACUUCAGGAGAGAACUGCGAGGACAAGAGCCCACCGGGCCCGGCAUCCAAGAGGGUGCGCACGGCGUACACGAGUGCUCAGCUGGUAGAGCUGGAGAAGGAGUUCCACUUCAACCGCUACCUGUGCCGGCCGCGCCGCGUGGAGAUGGCUAACCUGCUGAACCUCACCGAACGCCAGAUCAAGAUCUGGUUCCAGAACCGUCGCAUGAAGUACAAGAAGGACCAGAAGGCCAAGGGCAUCCUGCAUUCUCCGGCAGGCCAGUCCCCGGAGCGCAGCCCACCUCUUGGAGGAGCGGCGGGCCACGUGGCCUACUCCGGCCAGCUGCCGCCCGUGCCCGGCCUGGCCUACGACGCACCCUCGCCGCCCGCUUUCGCUAAAUCGCAGCCCAAUAUGUACGGCCUGGCCGCCUACACGGCGCCUCUCAGUAGCUGCCUGCCGCAGCAGAAGCGUUACGCGGCGCCCGAGUUCGAGCCCCACCCCAUGGCGAGCAACGGCGGCGGCUUCGCCAGCGCCAACCUGCAGGGCAGCCCGGUGUACGUAGGUGGCAACUUCGUCGACUCCAUGGCGCCCGCGUCCGGGCCCGUCUUCAAUCUGGGUCACCUCUCGCACCCGUCUUCGGCCAGCGUGGACUACAGCUGCGCCGCGCAAAUCCCUGGCAACCAUCACCACGGACCGUGCGACCCUCAUCCCACCUACACAGAUCUCUCGGCUCACCAUUCGUCUCAGGGACGCCUGCCCGAGGCCCCCAAACUGACACAUCUGUAGCGGUUGCCGCCGGCCUGGCGCAAUUACCUCUCUGGUUUUGGUGGCAGGGGUGGUGGCGGGGCGGGGCCCGAAAGGCAGUUUAGGGGAACCCCCCCUCCCUGAUCUGGCCUGGCAGAUGCCACGCGAGUUUCGGGCUUCCAGCGGCCGAGGCUGACGCGACUGGGCCUCCCCUCCAGGCGUGUCCUCCUUUGGGUGACUCGCUAUAAAUCAGCCGCAAGGAUCCUCCCCUGUAAACCUGACAGUGCCAUAAACUGCGGACCGAGGGACUCUAAUCUGGUAAUGGUGUCCCUAAGGUAAGUCCUAGACCCAUCCGUGGCGUGUCCUGAAGAGAGGGACUAGAGCCUGGGGAACCCCGGGCCUGGCCCUUCUGUCUAGCUUAGUUUCAGAGACCUUAAUUUAUAAUGCUCCUUCCCCUCCUGUAAAGAUUGCAUCGGACUAAACAAUCUGUAUUUAUUAUUUGAAGCGAGUAAUUUCGUUUCCCUGAUUAUUUAUCCUAGUCUUAAUGUAUUUAUGUGUAUAUUUGUAGAAUUCUGCAGCCGGGCCUAGGUACUUGCUCCCAGGCCUUUUGGGGGGGGGGCACAUUUCAUCUCUUUAGUCCCCUUGGUCUGAACUAGUUGAGAGAAUAGUCUUGAACAGUUGUAACCGUGGCUGGUGUCUUAGUUGAUGUAAAGGACUGAGAUCACAAAUGGUCCUUCAUGGGUAGAGUCAGGCAGCCCGGUGGCAUAGCGCGACUCAAGCGAGUCUUUCUCAACAGCCGAAGCCCUCACCACUCGACACAGCUUACUGACUUCAAAUUGUCUGGUACUAUUUGAACAAACAUUUAGAAUAAAACAUUUUUUUCAGUUG